This is a messenger RNA of Cataglyphis hispanica, 2290 nucleotides long. RefSeq names its product gephyrin (gene cin). Gene Ontology annotation, biological process: molybdenum incorporation into molybdenum-molybdopterin complex; Mo-molybdopterin cofactor biosynthetic process; postsynaptic neurotransmitter receptor diffusion trapping. The record is from RefSeq and is a predicted model, not a curated record. Gene Ontology annotation, cellular component: dendrite; cytoplasm; cytosol. Lineage: Eukaryota; Metazoa; Arthropoda; Insecta; Hymenoptera; Formicidae. The transcript is spliced from 11 exons. The coding region runs from base 133 to 2004 and encodes 623 amino acids. Gene Ontology annotation, molecular function: molybdopterin molybdotransferase activity.
UAUCUUGCUUUUUUAUAUGUGUGUAUGUAGUACAUAUGAUUGCAUCAACAGUUAUCUCUGAUUUUUUUAAUUGAGAGUGGAUGAAAGAUUGGUUACCUAUUCGUCAAAAAGUUAUUGAAAAGAUAACAAAUAAUGGCAUUAAUAAGAUUUGCAAUUUUAACUGUAAGCGAUACUUGUGCAAAUGGUGAGAAAAUAGAUGAAAGUGGUCCUAGAUUGGUAGCACUUAUCAGCGAUACAGAUUCGACAGAAAAUGUACUUAAAGGAGAAGUUUCUUAUACCGCAAUUGUGCCAGAUGAUGAAGCUUUGAUAAUGCAACAUUUAAUUGAUUGGAGUGAUGGAAAUAAAGCUGAUGUCAUUCUCACUACUGGUGGGACUGGAUUUUCUAAAAGCGAUGUUACACCUGAGGCCACUAAAAAAAUUAUACAUAAAGAAGCUCCUGGAAUGUCUUUAGCAAUGUUCAUGUCAAGUUUAAAAAUAACACCAAUGGCUAUGCUUUCUCGAGCUGUAUGUGGAAUAAGAAAUAAAACACUGAUCAUUAAUUUGCCUGGCUCAAGUAAAGCCGCAACGGAAUGCUUGAGUGCAAUUGCACCUGCAAUACCACAUGCAGUAGAUUUGAUUUUAGAUAACAAAAUACAAAUUAAAGAUACACAUAAUAUUGUCCAACAUAAUAUUACAUCUUGUUUACAUGACAAGUCUUGUACAAAUCUGAUAAAUUUCGAAAAUGUGGCAACACGCCUCAGAGAAUCCCCGUUUCCUAUGAUUUCUGUAAAAGAAGCAAUAACAAUGAUUCGUAAUUCUGUAGAAAAGGAAAGAGAAAUCGAAAUUAUAAAUGCAAAUGAUGCUUAUGGCAGGAUAUUAUCCGAAGACAUAUAUUCCAAUUGUGAUUUACCACCAUUUAGAGCUUCUAUUAAAGAUGGAUAUGCGGUAUUAGCGAGCGACGGAACAGGCAGCAGAAAGGUGUUAUAUGGUGUUAAAGCAGGGAAUAUAUCCACACUAGUCUCCCUUAUACCUGGCACUUGUGUACGUGUGAAUACAGGUGCACCCAUUCCUGAUGAAGCGACAGCAGUUGUACAAGUUGAGGAUACAAAGUUAAUAUCAAAGAGUUCUGAUAAUAUGGAGGAAAAAGAGAUCGAGAUAAUGACUCAACCGAAAGAUGGACAAGAUAUUAGACCUAUUGGUUGCGACAUAAAAAAAGGAAGUUUAGUUUUAAAUUUGUACACAAUUAUUGGUCCAGCGGAGAUGGGACUUUUGGCAGCUUGUGGCUGCAAACAAGUUACAGUUACUAAACUUCCGUCUAUAGGUAUAUUGUCUACCGGAGAUGAAUUACAAGAAGCUGGAGAAUUUUUGAGACCGGGACAUGUUUAUGAUAGUAAUAGAAUUACUCUAAUUACACUAUUAAAAGAAAACGGUUUCAAUCCUCUGGAUCUUGGAAUUGCGAUUGAUGAUGAGUCUACUAUGGUGUGCAAAAUCAUGGAAGCUGUAAAAAAGGUAGAUGUAAUUGUAACAACAGGUUCUGUGUCCAUGGGCGAUAGAGAUAUGUUAAAACCUAUUUUACAGACAUAUUUUAAAGCUACUAUACAUUUUGGUCGUGUAAACAUGAAACCGGGAAAACCGACGACAUUUGCGACGUGUAUGUGGAAUGGCAGAAAGAAAUAUUUUCUUUGUUUGCCAGGAAAUCCAGUAUCCGCCACUGUUACCGCACGCUUAUUUCUUUUACCUCUUUUAAACGAGAUGCGCGGGGAUUUUUCCGAACCCAUCGUAAUACAAGCUAAGUUGAUGUCAUCAUAUAAUUUGGAUCCGCGUCCUGAGUACGCAAGAGUGAUCUUAAAAUGGAAUGACAAUGAAGCAUUCCCGGAAGCGUACAGUACGGGAAAUCAAAUCAGCAGCAAGCUACUUAGUUGUAAAGGCGCAAACGCGCUUUUAAUGCUACCGGGACGAACAGCGGAGAAACAAAUGUUGAAUAAGGGUGAUCUUGUACCAGCGAUGCUUAUAGGUUUUAGAUAAUCUCUAUCAAGAUAUCGCGAGUAAAACUAGGAUCAAAAAUAUAUGCAAUAUCUUAUUUUUUACUAUCACACAUUUUAUUAUUAUACAUAUAAUACAUAUAAAUAUAUUUUAUUAUGUAUAUAUUUAUUAUAUACAUAAUCAUACAAAUAGCAUAACAUAAAUAAAACAAUAUUUUAUUACAUAUUAAAAUUAUAUAUACAUCAGAUGCACUUUUGCUGUUACACUACUUUUUGUACACAUACGCACACAGUACUUUAAAUAUGAUAAACAAUUUCAAUAUCUGUAA